AGAAAACAAAACAUGUUACUAUCAAUCAUUUAUCGUACCAAAGCCAGUGACCCCUCGCUCUAAUUCAUUGGCUUCGUUCACUCCAUAUAUUGACUUACCGCUCCCUCUUUCUCCCUCACUUCACAUCUCUACUACAAUACUUCAGCAGCAGAAACCACACACAAAAAAACAUAAAUAAUGAAAGAAGAGAACAUCACCAGCAGGACAUGUGAGCGGUGCAAGACGUUUGGAGAGAAGUGUAGCCACAAAGUGAAGAAACAGAGAGGCAAGUUUUACAUCCUUGCCCGUUGUAUCGCCAUGCUAGUCUGCGGGCGUGAGCCUGACCGUGACCGAGACCGUGUUUCGAUUUAGACUUUUACCUUAUGUUUUUUUCUCUCUUAUUGUUUUUCUUCAACUUUCUCUUCUUUUGGGGUUUGCCCUUUUCACUUGUCCUCUAGGAUCAAACAUUUGAAGUAUGGUUGCUAUUUAUUUAUAUAUACACAUGAAUAUAUGAAAUUGAUGUAAUGCAUUCUUAGAAAUGCUUUAUUGAUUUGUAAUUUAUGUAUUUCGUUUGCCUUUUGAAUGGUAGCUUCU
Messenger RNA from Eruca vesicaria subsp. sativa (arugula), 573 nucleotides. Lineage: Eukaryota; Viridiplantae; Streptophyta; Magnoliopsida; Brassicales; Brassicaceae. The record is from the annotation of a GenBank genome assembly.